AUGCUAUUAUUUUGUUUGUUAUCUAGGGAUUGGUCUGCUUUUUUUUUUUUUACCCUACUUUCUAUUCCUUUUUCCUAUACUUUUUCCCCACUUUGUUUGCCUCCCCUCUUUUCUUUCCCCACUUUGUUUGCCUCCCCCUCUUUUCUUUCCCCCACUUUGUUUGCCUCCCCUUUUUUUCUUUCCCCCACUUUGUUUGCCUCCCCCUUUUUUCUUUCCCCACUUUGUUUGCCUCCCCCCUUUUUCUUUCCCCACUUUGUUUGCCUCCCCUCUUUUUCUUUCCCCACUUUGUUUUCCCCUCUUUUUUUUUUCCCCACUUUGUUUUCCCCUUUUUUCUUUUCCCCACUUUGUUUGCCUCCCCCUCUUUUUCUUUCCCCACUUUGUUUGCCUCCCCCUCUUUUUCUUUCCCCACUUUGUUUGCCUCCCCCUCUUUUUCUUUCCCCACUUUGUUUGCCUUUUUUUUUCCCCACUUUGUUUGCCUCCCCUCUUUUCUUUCCCCACUUUGUUUGCCUCCCCUCUUUUUCUUCCCCACUUUUGUUUGCCUCCCCCCUUUUUCUUUCCCCCACUUUGUUUGCCUCCCCUCUUUUUCUUUCCCCCACUUUGUUUGCCUCCCCCUUUUUUCUUUCCCCACUUUGUUUGCCUCCCCUUUUUCUUUCCCACUUUGUUUGCCUCCCUUUUUUUUCUUUCCCCACUUUGUUUGCCUCCCCUUUUUUUUCUUUGUUUGCCCCCCUUUUUUUCCCCACUUUGUUUGCCUCCCCCUCUUUUCCCCACUUUGUUUGCCUCCCCCUUUUUUCUUUCCCCACUUUGUUUGCCUCCCCUCUUUUUCUUUCCCCACUUUGUUUGCCUCCCCUCUUUUUCUUUCCCCACUUUGUUUGCCUCCCCUCUUUUCUUUCCCCCCUUUGUUUGCCUCCCCUCUUUUUCUUUCCCACUUUGUUUGCCUCCCCCUUUUCUUUCCCCACUUUGUUUGCCUCCCCCUUUUCUUUUUCCCCACUUUGUUUCCCCUCCCCCACUUUGUUUGCCUCCCCUCUUUUUCUUUUUUUUUUGUUUGCCUCCCCUCUUUUCUUUCCCCACUUUGUUUGCCUCCCCCCUCUUUUUCUUUCCCCACUUUGUUUGCCUCCCCUCUUUUCUUUCCCACUUUGUUUGCCUCCCCCUCUUUUCUUUCCCCCUUUUUCCCCCUUUUCUUUCCCCACUUUGUUUGCCUCCCCUUUUUCUUUUCCCCACUUUGUUUGCCUCCCCCUCUUUUUUUUUUCCCACUUUGUUUGCCUCCCCUCUUUUUCUUUCCCCACUUUGUUUGCCUCCCCCUUUUUCUUUCCCCACUUUGUUUGCCUCCCCUUUUUUUCUUUCCCCACUUUGUUUGCCUCCCCUUUUUUUUUCCCCACUUUGUUUGCCUCCCCUCUUUUCUUUCCCACUUUGUUUGCCUCCCCCUUUUUUCUUUCCCCCACUUUGUUUUUUUUUUUCCCCACUUUGUUUGCCUCUCCCCUUUUUUCUUUCCCCACUUUGUUUGCCUCCCCUCUUUUUCUUUCCCCUUUGUUUGCCUCCCCUCUUUUUUUUUUUCCCCACUUUGUUUGCCUCCCCCCUCUUUUUCUUUCCCACUUUUUUGCCUCCCCCCCCUCCUUUUUCUUUCCCACUUUGUUUGCCUCCCCCUCUUUUUCUUUCCCCCACUUUGUUUGCCUCCCCUCUUUUUCUUUCCCCACUUUGUUUGCCUCCCCCUUUUUUCUUUCCCACUUUGUUUGCCUCCCCUCUUUUUUCUUUCCCCCCACUUUGUUUGCCUCCCCCUCUUUUUUCUUUCCCCACUUUGUUUGCCUCCCCCUUUUUUUUCUUUUCCCCACUUUGUUUGCCUCCCCUCUUUUCUUUCCCACUUUGUUUUCCCCUUUUUUUUUUCCCCACUUUGUUUGCCUCCCCCCUCUUUUUCUUUCCCCACUUUGUUUGCCUCCCCUUUUUUUUCCCCUUUGUUUGCCUCCCCCUUUUUUCUUUCCCACUUUGUUUGCCUCCCCUUUUUUUUUCCCACUUUGUUUGCCUCCCCCCUUUUUUCUUUCCCCACUUUGUUUGCCUCCCCUUUUUUUCUUUCCCCACUUUGUUUCCCUCCCCUUUUUCUUUCCCCACUUUGUUUGCCUCCCCUUUUUUCUUUCCCCCCUUUGUUUGCCUCCCCCUUUUUCUUUUCCCCACUUUGUUUGCCUCCCCUCUUUUUUUUCUUUCCCCACUUUGUUUGCCUCCCCCUCUUUUCUUUCCCCACUUUGUUUGCCCCCCCUUUUUUCUUUCCCCACUUUGUUUGCCUCCCCUCUUUUUCUUUCCCCACUUUGUUUGCCUCCCCUCUUUUUCUUUCCCCACUUUGUUUGCCUCCCCUCUUUUUUCUUUCCCCACUUUGUUUGCCUCCCCUCUUUUUCUUUCCCCCCACUUUGUUUGCCUCCCCUCUUUUUCUUUCCCCACUUUGUUUGCCUCCCCCUCUUUUUCUUUCCCCACUUUGUUUGCCUCCCUUUUUUUCUUUUUUCCCCACUUUGUUUGCCUCCCCUCUUUUCUUUCCCCCUUUGUUUGCCUCCCCUUUUUUUUUUUUCCCCACUUUGUUUGCCUCCCCCUCUUUUUCUUUCCCCACUUUGUUUGCCUCCCCCUCUUUUUUCUUUUCCCCCACUUUGUUUGCCUCCCCUCUUUCUUUUCCCCACUUUGUUUUCCCCUCUUUUCUUUCCCCCUUUGUUUGCCUUUUUUUCUUUCCCCACUUUGUUUGCCUCCCCUCUUUUUUCUUUCACUUUGUUUGCCUCCCCUCUUUUUUUUUUUUUUUGCCCCCUCUUUUCUUUUCCCCUUUUUGUUUGCCUCCCCCUUUUUCUUUCCCCCAACUUAUCCUUUUUUUAUUUAACUUUCUUCUACCUAUUUUUUCUUCUUUUCUUCCCUUACAAAUUUUCAUUUUUCAACUUCCCACAAUUUUUCAUUUUCAUUUUUCUUUCUCCCCACAAAUUUUUUCAGAGUGGCGGAGGAGGGGGAGUUCUUGCAAACAUUCCCUUUCCUCAUCUCUUUCUCAUUCCUCACUUUACAAUAUUCAUUUUCUUUGUUUUAUCAUAUUACCUUCAAUGGAGGGCAUAA
Acanthosepion pharaonis is the source of this 3069-nucleotide messenger RNA. NCBI's taxonomy places the organism in Eukaryota, Metazoa, Mollusca, Cephalopoda, Sepiida, Sepiidae. The record is from the annotation of a GenBank genome assembly.